UUGGCGCUGCAUGGGCAGCAUACUUCGACAACAACAGUGGCAUAUUCCGAAAUGCACCAGACGCUCAGCGCCUCCCUGGCUCCGUGGUGCUGGCUGUUCCGCAUAGAUGGCCCGAAGGCGCGACUGCAGCGUUUGUGGUUGUUACUUCUCAGGAGCACCGGAUCCCUGGUGCUGGUGGCCGUCACCAACUUGAUGCUCCUGGCCGCAGUGGUGCAGUCAUCAACUCUGCGUGAAGCGACCAACGGCAUCCUGAUGCUGUCGGGCGUGUACUCGUGCUCGGCGACCCAAAUGUUCUAUCGCUUGCGGGGCGAGCGCGUGGCGAACGUCCUUCACGAUAUUCAGCAAGUCGCCGUCAUCGUGGAGGCGAAUGCUCUGCCCGAGGGACGGAAAGCCUUGGCCAACGCGGCUCGGACCAAUCGUCGGAUGGUCAUGGUGCAGUUACAAUUCUUCUUCGUCCUCACGGGGGUCGUCUGGGUCCAAGUCAUUGCCACUGGCGAGCCCAAGGCCCCUAUGUGGCCCGCGCUCGGCCCGGGCCGGUGGGGUGCGUGGUCUUCGGGCGUGCUGCAAAUGAUCGCCAUGCUGGUCGGCUGCGUCAGCUACUUCUCACUUAUUGCACUACUGGGCUGCGCAACGGCCUCCCUCGGCGGCCUGUACUUGGCCUUGGGAGGAAUGAUUGCCUCACCCAAUCAGCGAUCUCAGAAAAAUCCCUAA
Thrips palmi is the source of this 711-nucleotide messenger RNA. RefSeq lists its product as uncharacterized. The transcript is spliced from 4 exons. NCBI's taxonomy places the organism in Eukaryota, Metazoa, Arthropoda, Insecta, Thysanoptera, Thripidae. The record is from RefSeq and is a predicted model, not a curated record. The coding region runs from base 52 to 711 and encodes 219 amino acids.